Messenger RNA from Etheostoma cragini (Arkansas darter), 2291 nucleotides. It is a transcript of the gene asb7, whose product is annotated as ankyrin repeat and SOCS box containing 7. Gene Ontology annotation, molecular function: protein binding. Bases 383 to 1369 code for a protein of 328 amino acids. NCBI's taxonomy places the organism in Eukaryota, Metazoa, Chordata, Actinopteri, Perciformes, Percidae. The record is from RefSeq and is a predicted model, not a curated record. The transcript is spliced from 5 exons. Gene Ontology annotation, biological process: intracellular signal transduction.
ACUUUGAAGGUUUGGAGACGGAAGUCGUAUUGUUUUUGCUGCUGGGGUCAAACUGAUGUGUGACAUGUUAAAGCGGAUUGUUUAACAGCAGAAUGAUGCUCAACAUUGUGGAGAGUGACAUUUAGGGACGUUUUAAUAGUUAAUGUUGCUGUUAGUUGGUGGAUUUGAGUUUAACGGCGCAGAAAUAUGCAGCUUUGACAACUCCAAUUCUUCAUGUCUGGAAGCUGAUUGGCUGAGUUAAACGUCGGCUCACCGUUUGCCAAGAAAAACAAUUGAAGACAGAGUGCUGUCUCCUCUCUCACAGUGCAGCUGUGUAUUUACAGGUGCAGCUCCGAUAUGACUAAGAGAAGCCCAUCUCUCCAGCUUGUCAAAAGAGGUACAGAUGAACAUUCCCAUUCCGAAAUGUGACAGGAUGCUGAACCAUCACUGCAGAAGGAACCCUGAGCUUCAUGAGGAGCUCCAGAUCCAGGCUGCAGUGGCAGCGGGAGAUGUCUGCACCGUCAGGAGAAUGCUCGAGCAAGGAUACUCCCCUAAGAUCCGGGAUGCCAACGGCUGGACACUACUCCACUUCUCUGCUGCCAAAGGAAAAGAGAGAUGUGUUCGAGUCUUUCUUGAGCACGGAGCUGACCCCACAGUGAAAGACUUUAUCGGUGGCUUCACAGCACUUCACUAUGCCGCUAUGCAUGGCAGAGCGCGUAUCGCCCGACUCAUGCUGGAAUCGGAGUUUCGCAGUGACAUUAUAAACGCAAAAAGCAAUGAUGGCUGGACGCCACUGCACGUGGCCGCCCACUACGGCCGCGACUCGUUUGUACGUCUCCUCCUCGAGUUCAGGGCCGAGGUGGAUCCGCUGAGCGACAAAGGGACUACACCACUACAGUUGGCCAUCAUCCGUGAGCGCUCCAGCUGUGUACGGAUCCUACUGGACCACAGUGCCAAUAUUGACAUUCAAAACGGCUUCCUGUUGCGAUACGCUGUCAUCAAAGGCAAUCACUCGUACUGCCGCAUGUUCCUGCAGAGGGGAGCGGACACUAAUCUCGGACGUCUUGAAGAUGGCCAGACCCCCUUGCACCUGUCUGCCCUCAGGGAUGAUGUGCUGUGCGCCGAGAUGCUCUACACCUACGGGGCUGAUACAAACACCAGGAAUUACGAGGGCCAGACACCAGUAGCUGUGUCUGUUAGCAUGUCUGGGAUCAGCCGGCCUUGUCUGGACUUCCUACAGGAUGUCACCAGACAACCUCGGACUCUACAAGACUUGUGUCGAAUAAAAAUCCGUCACUGCAUUGGGCUCCAAAGCUUAAAAUUGUUGGAGGAUCUACCAAUUGCAAAGGUUAUGAAAGACUAUUUAAAACACAAGUUUGACAAUGUGUGAAGGCAACAACAAUAUAAUGGUGACUAAAGCUCUCUGCUAUCAUGUAUAAAGACUAUGCAAUCACUAUGCUCUUUGUCUGGAAGGAAUGUCCACAGGUCUGUUGUGUACAUGCUGAAGGAAGGAUAGUUCAUCUAGUUUGGUCGUCCAGAGUUUUGUGCCCGCUUUCCAUUUGAGUCUUUUUUACAUUUCUAACAGUGACUGAAAAAUGGAAAAGGACCCACUAGCGAGCUAAGGUAAUGGUGUGUUUUGGAAAAAAGAAAACCUCAUUUGACAGAUAGCAUUGUUACUACAGUUAGCAUUAUAAACAUUUAUGUUGUUACUGUAAACAUGUGCGUUAUGUUAUCCUCACUGGGUCUGAUUGUCAUCAAGUGCAUACUUGCCAAUUAGUCUUUUUAUACUAUAAUAGGCUAAACUCAAAUUUUAGCAGUUAUGAUUUUCUUUUUGUCUCAAAAUUAGCAAAGAUUUGAGCUACUUGAAAAAUGAUAGCUUAAAAGAAACACUUAACAUGACAAGGUACACUCCCUGAUUUUGUUUUAUCACCCAAUAGUGACUCUACUUCCCAUAAUAACCUGGUUUCAAACCUGUUAUUCACUACCAACAUCUCCAAUUGUUCAUAAUUUUUAGGCAAAUAGCACUCAUGUUGUGCCCCUUUGAAGGGUGGGGGGGUCAACUUUUUCUCUAGUGCGUAAAGGGGGCGUGCUUCAGUGUAAUAAAACUGUAAAACUGUAUACACAUUUUUUAAAUUGAGUUCUCAAAUGACCUGAUUGAUCAGUCAAAUCCAUUAUAGCAGUUCAUGGGGCGUGUACCACACAACAACCUUUGUUGUCAGGGGUCAACAAUGUAUUCUAGAACAAAACUGCCAGCAAGUCAGAAACACACACACACACACACACACACACACACACACACACACACACACACA